GAGCUGAGCCUCCCUGAAGUUCUGAUCCUACAAUCGUCCCUGACUGGAUAUUAAGUAAAUAUUUCCUCAUCAUGAUGAAGCUGAUCCUGUCUCUCACUCUCAUCUGGACUCUCUCCAGCACAGCCGAAGCUCUCAGUUGUUUGGUUGGUGAAGGUGAUAGCAAUAGUCCCCAAUCCUGUAACUUUGGUGAAGUUUGUGCAACCACUGCCACUCAAGUAAAUAAGUCAGAAACCAUCACAAAGAGAGAGUGUGUGUCGUCCUCCCUUUAUAGAGAGGGAACCCACGUAUUUUCAUUCAAUAUUGGUUUUGAUACUACGACUGUAUCUGUUCAUGUGUGCACCACAAAUGGCUGCAACAAUCAAGCAGUACCUGUCAACUUGAACAACCUGCAGUGUUUCACCUGUGAUGAUCCAUCUUCUGCUGAGUGUAACAGGACAGUACAGUGUGUGGGAGUGCAGGACCGCUGCAUUAGUGGGACAACAACAUCUGCAGGAAAAGAUGUUUUCUUUGGAUGUGUCUCCGAAAAACUCUGUGACCCUCAAUAUCACUUGGAGUUCCUCAUGAAAGUUAAAUUCCGUGCUCCACCAAAAUGUUAUCGAAGCAGCGUCAAUAACUCAGCCUGGUCUGUCAAACUGAAUGAGGUCACUUCGCUGUUGACCACAUUGUUUGGACUCAUUACCCUUAUCUUCUAUUAA
This is a messenger RNA of Scomber scombrus (Atlantic mackerel), 695 nucleotides long. RefSeq lists its product as uncharacterized. The transcript is spliced from 6 exons. NCBI's taxonomy places the organism in Eukaryota, Metazoa, Chordata, Actinopteri, Scombriformes, Scombridae. The coding region runs from base 72 to 695 and encodes 207 amino acids. The record is from RefSeq and is a predicted model, not a curated record.